Cicer arietinum (chickpea) is the source of this 814-nucleotide messenger RNA. RefSeq names its product photosystem II reaction center W protein, chloroplastic-like. The record is from RefSeq and is a predicted model, not a curated record. Gene Ontology annotation, biological process: photosystem II stabilization; photosynthesis. Gene Ontology annotation, cellular component: photosystem II; chloroplast; chloroplast thylakoid membrane. NCBI's taxonomy places the organism in Eukaryota, Viridiplantae, Streptophyta, Magnoliopsida, Fabales, Fabaceae.
AGAGGAAAGGAGAAGCUUAGACUUAUUAUGUGGGGGAAAUAUUGGCCAUGAAACGGAUUACUUGACACGUGGAAAAAAGCUAUUGGAGCAGUGCAGAUAAGGAUAUCCAACCAUGAGCUUCAAAUCUAUCCUUGUUUUGUGGUGCAUGGACAACCUUUGCACUGAUAUUAUUAUUUUGACAACUUCACCUACGCUUUAGUACCCCUGUCACAAGUGUAGUUUGAUCAUACUCCAUAAUUAAACACACUUACAUAACCAAAACAAAAAAUGGCAACCAUCUCAGCUACCACCACAACCGCAUCCAUUGCCCGUGCAUGUAUUGCACAAAAGCGACCUCUCGCAGUUUCAUCCUCUCCUGUUCUUGGAUUGCCAAGAAUGACGAAGGUAGGAAGAGUGAGGUGUUCCAUGGAGGGAAAGACUUCUUCUGUUGAGAAAAACAACAACUCAAAGAUGGGAAUGGGAGCAUCUUUGGUAGCAGCUGCAUGUGGUGCAGCAAUGUCAAGCCCAGCAGCAAUGGCUUUGGUGGAUGAAAGAAUGAGUACUGAAGGAACAGGUCUUCCUUUUGGACUCAGCAACAACCUUCUUGGUUGGAUCCUUUUUGGUGUGUUUGGUCUUAUAUGGGCUCUUUAUUUUAUUUAUGCUUCGAGUCUUGAAGAGGAUGAAGAGUCAGGAUUGUCUCUCUGAAGCAUCAACUUGAAUCAUGGAUUGUAGAAAGUCCUCCAGUUAUUUUCUCUUAUAUGAUAUGUAUGAAACAAACUUGUAUUGUUCAUAACCUCUUCUUUACUUAAUCUCUUAAUCUUCUUUGCUUCUUUCA